This is a messenger RNA of Parasteatoda tepidariorum (common house spider), 6889 nucleotides long. RefSeq lists its product as uncharacterized. NCBI's taxonomy places the organism in Eukaryota, Metazoa, Arthropoda, Arachnida, Araneae, Theridiidae. The record is from RefSeq and is a predicted model, not a curated record.
AGGAAUCUGUGAUCGCACAUAGCAACGAUCAGCUGAGAGCAGAAAGGCUUCGAAAUCAAUCGCAAUAUUUGUAGGGUUUCCCUAUUAUCCGAUAAGAUCUGCAGGCAAGGAAGUCAUCUUCAAUUAUCAAUUGGUCUCUUCGUACUUGGGUUGGAUUUAAAUCGGAGAAUUAUAUUCUGAGAUCGGAAUUCGCAACGAAGAGACUCCCUGCUGCUCGGAAUUGCUGAAGUAUCAACCACGUUCAUUUGCUUGGUAAGUGAAGAAAAUUGAAUUUGUGGCUACCCAAGCUGGUCGAUAAGAUAAUUCAAAAAAUUAUACCAGACUGUGUUGUUUGUUCAUUACUUUAUGAACAUGAAUGAGUAAAGAAAAUUUAAUCGCUAGCUGAUCGAUUAGAUAAUUUAAAAUGUUAUACCAGACUGUGUUCUUACAUUAUUUGUAUAAACAUUAGUGAAGAAAAUUGAAGUAAGAAGAUUUAUUUUGCAAGCUGAUCGAUUAGAUAAUUCGAAAAUUGAGACUUUGUUUUUGCAUUAUUUAUAAACAAUAAGUGAAAAAAAUUGAAGUAAGGAAAUUGAGUUUAUGUUCGUUUAUUGAUGAGUUUAGAAAGUGAUACCAGGCUGUGUUUUUACAAUAUUUAUGAACAUUAAAUGCUUUUGAAAAUAUUGUUGUCCGUGUUUUGAAAUAUAUAUAUUCUAUAAAUAUUUUCAAUUUUGUCAUAUCUUAUGAACAAUAUACAUUGCCAAUUGUUCUGUUUUAAGAAAUUUCAAUUAAAUCACUUAUUUUGACUUUUUAAGCACAUCAAAUUUUCGGAUACAUAAAAGCUGUAAACAAGUUGAAGAAUCAUUGACUCUAAUCAAAUAGCUUGAGGAUUGAAAACCUAGAAGUGGUUUACAUACGAGAAACAAAUUAAAUUAAAAAGAAGAACAAACGAAUUCUCGUUGUUUGAAACACUUUAUAAGAGUUCAAUUUACUUUUAGCAUAAACAAUGCACUUUGAUGCAUUUUAAUGCGUUGAUACUGAUACGCGAAAAAGAAAUACUUUAUUGAUACCUUUAUAUUCUAUUUAUCGAACUGGCCAUGGUGCAGUUGUUUUAUUAUGAAAAUCAUGGACAAGCUUGUCGAAAAAUUUUGAAUCAUGAGGGAUCCCCCAGCAAAAUUUUCCUGUUCGCUGAUGAAGGGUAUGCCAAGACUGCCCCCACUGCCCACUGGAUACUAAAACGACCGUGGUGGAGUAGAACUUUUUGCAAGAUUACUGAAAUAACAGCGACUAGAAGGGUCAGUGCUCGAGGCAAAAUUGUGGAUCUGGGUCGUGGAAAUAUGUGUAUUAAAGGACGCUUUAAAGGAAUUGAGGAUCCAGAUUUCAAAAUGUAUCUGACAACGCACGUGAGUCAAUCAGACUUUCGACAAGGAUACAGCAUGACGGGAACUCUAGAGCGGGGCUACAAAAAGAAAGGUGGGCUUCAUCUUACUCACUUCGCCAUGCUGAAGCGCAAAGAUUACCUGAAGGAUGAUAACAACAACAAAUGAAGGUCUCAAAAGAAAAAUUAGUAGCAUCAAACAUUCCCUCUUUCAUCUAGUCAAUUCCUGAUCGUGAUACAUAUUUAUAUCAAAGUUUAUUUAACAGUAUCUUUCUACAGAGGGCAGGUAUAGUCAAAUUACGUUUUAUCGCAACUUUAAGAGACGUAUUUGAAAUUUCACUACAACUGGGCUUUCAUUUCACCCAAACGUUAGAAGAAUAACAAAAACCCUAUUGAAAAAAAAAAAUUUCUAACAUGCUUUUAUAUAUUAUAACAAUAUUAUUCACUAAACUUAUUCUGAUAAUUUAACAUGUUAUUAAUAAUUUUUUUUAAUUUUGUUUACUAUUUAAAUAGAUGAGUGAUAACUAGCAAUAUUAACAAUUUGUAAAAAAAAUAAAAAAUAAAAAUACAUGCAGAACUGCUUAGUGUAUAUAAACAACAAUGCUUGGAAACAUUACAAAGUAAAAACUAAAGCUCAAAAAUUAAAAUUUUCAGAAGCUUUUUGAUUUAUUUGUCAUUACUAUUUGUUUACAAAAAAUUCAUUUUAUAAAUGUAAAAACUAAAUAUGCAUUUUUUGUUAAUUACACUGUAAAAUUUUUUUCCUUUAUGUUGCAGACCUUAGAUCUUUUCGCCUCGAUGAUUUCAAAACUACAAUCGGUUUCCAGCUCAAGCUGCAAUUUUUAUACAAUUUAAUAAUAUAGAGCGAAACAAGAUUUUUUAAAUUUCACUCGAUUGAAUACUAAGUGUCUCACAUCUCUGGUACGUAGGGCAUUGUAGGACGAAAGUGAUAAAAUAUUACAGUUUAUGAUGCGAUACGUAAUAUAUGUUUCAAUGUUAUUUUCAAAGGAGCAGAUGCGUGUAUAUCUAUGUCUACAAGCAUAUAAGCACUACUAUGCUAUAUAAUGUACAAAUUUAUAUCUUUAUAAAUUUGUGAAUUCUGACGAAAAUAAACUAAACUAAAAAUGCCAUUUUGAAAAACAAUCUGUAGCUUUCCGAACAAAACUAAUUUAAGAUUCGAAAUCCCCAUGAUCGAAUUAGGUAAGAUAAAAUCAUUUACUUUUGUAUAAAGGCACUAAAAAAAUUUCCCCCGUGUUAUUUAGAUAGACGUGUAUUUAAUAAAGUAGGUAAUGAUAUUAAUUUUUGAUGAAAAAUGGUUUUGAAAAUACGUAAUGUGUGUAAAUUUCAUAUAAUUAGAAGUUUUAACAUGCAAAUGCACUGUAAAUAAAUUUAGCUAAAGUAAAAGUUCAGACAGUCUUUUACAGAAAUUAAAAACUUGUAAUUAAAAACAUUUUUUUUAUUUAUAUGUAUUAUAAUUAUAAAGUUCUCUUAAAAAUAUAAGUCACAAAUAACUAGCAACAAUUUUUUAAAUAAAGAUAAAUAAUCUAUUUUUAUUGAUUAAGUAGAUUUAGAGAUAAUAAAUUAGACUUACAUUAUUAGACUUUUUAUUAAUGAUAUCAAUGUUAGAAAAAAAAAUUGUAAAAAAUUUAAUUGUAUAUAAAUUAUUUCUGGCGGUAAUUUUUUUUCUAAAUAAAGAUAACAAAUUUAGGAGUUAAGUUAGGCUUAUAAGGAAAGUUGUCUGAAACGAAAUUUGACUAUAUUCAUAAACCAUAACACACUGCUUUUAUUAUUUAUAUUGCUUCUCUAUGUGAAUCGUUUUAUUGAAAUUUAAAUCAUAAUUAUUCAAAAUUGUCUUUUAAAAUUAAAUGGGCAAUAGCAGGUAACAUAAACGUACUAGACGAGUUCAGUUGCUUGCACCUUUCACACGUUUUAGCAAAAUGUAUAUUUAUGAUGCGAGCUCUUUGUUUCAAAGCACUGAAGCUGUCUAGCGAUUUUGUGGUACCAACUUUUCUAAUGUCUAACAAUCGUGAGAUUAACUCUCAGUGAGGUUGAUAGGUUUACUCAUUUCGUGAAGCGAUUGGAGUGGUGAGUAUUAGCUUCAACCAACCACAAAAGGGAAAUUAUAGCUUAGUUCAACGUGGCCGCCAAACCAAAGCAUUGUUUUCACCUAAAAAUAAAUAGACUAGUCAGUUACUAUAGCAACCGCCUCCUACACGUCUAGUGUCAGAAGCCAUCUCGUGAUUGCUAGAUUGUACUUUUUCUGACGCAUUUCGCUCAAGGCAAAAAUCACAGAUAAAUUUACAAACAGAUAUGUAAAUUACUCAGUUUAUUUGACUUUUUCAUGUAAAUUUAUGCCCCACAAUUUUUAGUUACCGUGUAUUUUCACAGUUAGUUCCCAGCAGCGAUUGAUGAUAUGUAUUAACAAGAUUAGGUAGUACCUUUUAAACUUACGCAGUAUAGCUGAUUCAGGUUCUUGUGCCAACAAAAUAUCUAUAUUAAAUUCUACUCUAUCCAGAUAAUUUUUGAACUGUUCUGGGUAGAGUUGUUCCAUCACUUAGGAAUUUUAUCACAUAAGAGAAGGAAAAAUAACUUUAUUUACUGCCCAGACACAAAAAAGGAGCUCUGCUAUUUUAUUUAUUUCACGUGUUAUUGCAAGUUGGAAAGAUACUUUUGAGUAACACAGUAUUUAAAGUCAAUUAUUUAUGUUUGCUUGUAUUGUAUAUUUAAUGCGAUUUACUGAAGUCUAUCAUAUUUAUAGAAUAAGACAUUUUGUUACCUUGUUAUGAAAUGAGGUUGUAAAUAUUUUAGCCCAAUAACUUCUCAAAUGUUCGAGAACAUUUAUGCAACGCAACGUUUUAUUUAUGGAACAACAGGACAGUUUGUCAGCCAAGUCAAGUUAUUUGAGUUCAGAUUUUGAGUUCUUUUAUGUCAUAGAAAGGUUAGGGACAUUAUAAUGAUAAAGCACUUUUUCGAACUGUUCACAUGCAUUUUUUAAAAAAAAAAUUUUUUUUUAAUGAAAAAUACCCCAAUUUUCUUAUGAGCAAUAAAAUGUUUUUGUGCAUUGUGCUAAUGCCAUAUAUAAACGUUCUUUUCUAAAUUAUCCUAACUUCAAUUUUGUUUGGGAUGUUAACAAAAUUUAUUUGUUUUAGAGAGAUAAAAUGAAUUAUUCUAAGCAAAAAUUCUAAGUUUGCGGAUUUAGUCAAAAUUAGAUUUAAUAAGGUAUUCGAGAUCCUUAAAUUUAAUUAAAUUAAACGAUUAAAAUACCUAAAAUGUUAUUUUCAUGCAUACUAACUAUUUGUGUCAAUAUUCUAAUUUUUAAUUAAAGCACUCUAAACUUUUUACCAAUGAUACUUAUCUUCACUCAUUUUAAAUUCAUGCACUGAAAAUAAAAUAAACUUUUGUAUUAAAUUUACAAACGUUUAAGUCAAGUUUUUUAAAAUUAACGUGUUAAUAUUAUAAUCUAAACACUUGAUGAAUUUAUGCACACCCACAAAACGACAUUAGCUUAUGACAAAGUCCUUCCGAAUCUAACAGUCGUCCAGACAUUAACACACAAAGUACAACAUGUAACAGUCUACAAGCAAACUAGAGAUGGCAGUUAUUUCAAAUAACAUUUACAUUUCAAACUGCAUUAGUUAUUUUGGGAGUUGUUUUGAAAAUAACACUUUUCUUUGGUAAGUAAGUUGCAAAGUAACCAUUAGAAUAUGUUGUAGUAAUGAUUUUACUAGGACAAAAGCAUUUUUUCAUUAGUUCUUAAGCUGUUUGCAUCAAGGGGAUGGUCAAAUAAUGGCGCAUGCGUCAAACUUGACCCAUUUAAUGAUUAUAAAUAGUUGGAAUCAGCUCUGAUACUGAAGUAAGUCACUGUUCCGCUUUUGUUUCAAUUAACUUUAUUAAAUCCAAAUCAUUGCUUAACCAUAAGUUUAAAAAUAAAAAACCACGUGCUAUUCCAUAACAGUCAAUCAGCCUCAAUUUUCCUAUUUAAUAACAGUUUCACUUUUGUGCCUGGAAUUCAAAUAUUAAAGAGAUCUGAAACCAAGAAAAUUAAAAUAACAUUUGUUUCAUUUGUUGACUUGAUAGCUUCCUCAUGGAUUCCAAAAAUAAAAAACCAAGUGUUAUUCCAUAGGAGUCAAUCAGCCUCAAUUUUCCUAUUUAAUAACAGUUUCAGUUUUGUGCCUGGAAUUCAAAUAUUAAAGAGAUCUGAAACCAAGAAAAUUAAAAUAAUAAUUUUUUCAUUUGUUGACAUGAUAGCUUCCUCAUGGAUUCCAAAAAUAAAAAACCACGUGUUAUUCCAUAACAGUCAAUCAGCCUCAAUUUUCUUAUUUAAUAACAGUUUCACUUUUGUGCUUGGAAUUCAAAUAUUAAAGAGAUCUGAAACCAAGAAAAUUAAAAUAAUAAUUUUUUCAUUUGUUGACUUGAUAGCUUCCUCAUGGAAUGACAUCAAAAAUGCUUAGACAUAUUUGAAUGGUUUCAUAAAAAAAAUUACUUUGUAUCGAGCAUUCGGAACGAACUCUUAAUAAUAACUUAUGCCAUAUCUCUAGUAAUUAUCCAUCCUAUGAACAUAAAGUCCAUGUAACUUUCCACUGUUGUAAACAUGUAUCUGUCCAUAUAUUUGCUUUAAAUAAAACGACAGAGUUUGAUAGAACAUUUUAAUAAACAACACAAGCCGAAACUUUUUCUGUGCAAUUUAUAACAUAUUUGAUAAGAAUACUUUUUUUUGGAUAUGUAUCUUAAUAAAUAUUUAUUGUUAAUGGUACUAGUUUUAAACCAAGUAUUGAAUUUAAUUCUUAAACAGUUAUGCAUAUAGUCGUUAUGAUUCAAUAUGCUAGAACAAGUGUAGUGGUAGUUUAGAGAUACAUAGCACCAUUUAUACGUACUUUCAGCCAUUGGCCACUAUAACAGAGAUAUAUAGCAUUUUCACGUACCCUUCGUUUUCUACAGGCUCUGUUGUAGAGAAUUGUGAUUAUUUCAUAGCAAUUGAGCAUACGUGAAUGUGAAAGUGCUAAAUCUCUCUAACAACUUAAAAGAGCAUCCCGCAAAAUGUCUGGAUGAUCUUUGAAAAAAAAUGUAGAACAAUCUGUGUAAAGGGAAUAAAAUUCUACGUGAAAUGGCAAUUGAAUUAUUUACCAAUUAUAAGACAAACCAAAAACAUAUUCAACAUAAAUCAGACGUGUAUGUCAGAUUAAAUCUCCGGGAAUAUAGGUAAUUCUCAAUUGAAACCGAUAUCGCAAUAUGAUCUACAAUUUUCGUUUUCUUUUAAUAUCGAGAAAUUAUACGAUAAUAAUUUUUUGUUAAAGUUACAUCUUUAUUUAAUUUUUAAAGAGCCGUAUACUUAUUAAACUUGCUGUUGAAGAUUAAAAUUAAUAACUUUAAUGAAUUAAAACUUAAAGUUUGCUCAAAUGUUAAAUAUAUAUGUAUUUGUUAUUGUAAUGUAUUUGCAAAUUGUUGUUCGAUGUAUGAUACUUGUAUUAGAUGUAGCUAUUAAAUGUGCAUAUUCAUGGUUUCUUCAUUUUCUGUGUAAUAAAAUGUUUUAAAACUUUA